Linum tenue is the source of this 624-nucleotide messenger RNA. The record is from the annotation of a GenBank genome assembly. NCBI's taxonomy places the organism in Eukaryota, Viridiplantae, Streptophyta, Magnoliopsida, Malpighiales, Linaceae.
AUGGAGCCGAAAACGCCGGAGGAAAUAGCGAAGAAACUGUGGCACAUCGCGCGCGUGGUGUUCUUCAUGCUCCGGCGCGGGAUCUCCAAGAGCCGCAUCGCCGUCGACCUCGGCCUCCUCGCCAAGCGUGGCAACAAGCUCGCCGGCAAGGCCAUCGCCAACUUCCUCACCUUCAACGGCCUCGGCUUCCUCUUCGGGUGCCGGUCGAACGGCGCCGUUUCGUUCGUGUCCCCGCGGGAGUACGAGUUCAGCUGCAGCAACAGCCCCGCCGCCCUCAGCAGCUUCUACCCUUUCCACAAGCGCCGGAAGGCGGCGGCCAAGUACGACGACGCGGCGACGGUGGCGGCCGUGCAGAGGAUGCUGGAGAUGCUCAACCACAGCGAGGCCUCGGCGGCUGCGUCGCCGAUGAUGCCGGGGUUCGGGAGGAGUCCGGCGACGGUGAGGCAGCUGAGGAUCACGGACUCGCCGUUCCCGGUGAAGGACGUCGGCGGCGGCGACGGCGGGCAGGUGGACAGGGCGGCGGACGAGUUCAUCAGGAGGUUUUAUAAGGACUUGAAGUCGGAGAAAGCGACGGCGGCGAUGGAUCAAUCUCCUUCUCCUUACCACAGCUUAUGGGCCCGAUGA